AUGAGAUCGUUCACUGUGGGGGACGCCAACUUGCCCUCUGAAAUUAUCGGUCUGCCAAACUCAGAUUGCGUGCGUUCAUCUCUUGAAACGCAACUUUGCCUUGUAUUCACCGGUCAAGGUGCCCAAUAUGCGAAGGUGGGACUAGAACUGAUGCAGUAUCCCGUUUUCAUGUCUGCCCUGAGCGAAGCUAACAAGGUGUUUCAAGCCAUGGGGGCUGGUUGGUCUUUAUUCGACAAGAUCGAAAGUGGAGAAGGCAUAACCCUACCGCAAUUCGGUCAACCUCUUUGCACUGCUCUUCAAAUAGCCCUUUUUGAGUUAUUAAAGAGGUUCAAUGUUACCACAGUGGCCGUCGUUGGUCACUCUUCUGGAGAGAUUGCGGCUGCUUAUUCCAUUGGAGCCCUAUCACUCGAGUCUGCUUGCAAGGUUGUAUAUCACAGGGGCAGAUUGAGUGGACAGUUGGCUACACAAUUGGUUGCAUACAUGACUAUCAUGGUUGAACCACAUUAA
Lindgomyces ingoldianus is the source of this 507-nucleotide messenger RNA. Its product is annotated as FabD/lysophospholipase-like protein. The record is from RefSeq and is a predicted model, not a curated record. The coding region runs from base 1 to 507 and encodes 168 amino acids. Gene Ontology annotation, biological process: secondary metabolite biosynthetic process; fatty acid biosynthetic process. The transcript is spliced from 2 exons. Gene Ontology annotation, molecular function: fatty acid synthase activity. Lineage: Eukaryota; Fungi; Ascomycota; Dothideomycetes; Pleosporales; Lindgomycetaceae.